This is a messenger RNA of Trichomonas vaginalis G3, 945 nucleotides long. RefSeq lists its product as uncharacterized. The coding region runs from base 1 to 945 and encodes 314 amino acids. The transcript has a single exon. Gene Ontology annotation, cellular component: nucleus. The record is from RefSeq and is a predicted model, not a curated record. Gene Ontology annotation, molecular function: mRNA binding. Gene Ontology annotation, biological process: regulation of RNA splicing. NCBI's taxonomy places the organism in Eukaryota, Parabasalia, Trichomonadida, Trichomonadidae.
AUGUCUCGCAUCCUUGCUAUGCCAUGGAACUUUCCUCCAGGACAAAACAAUGAUCACAGACUUGUAAGCAUCAUUGACUUAGAAAAAGGAACAAAUUGGUCAACAAUUUCUAAAUACUUCAAGAAUUACAGAAUUGAAAGAACUUUCUUCUUUGGCAAUCAAGGAUUAGUUCAAUUCACAACUGCAGCAGAAGCUCAAAGAUUUGUUAGUGACAAAAAGUACUACAUUCCAGAAAUCCGCGCAACAGCUACAAUUUCUCCAAUUCCUUCCAUUGUUUCUCCAACACCUUCUCAGAAGAAAAUGGUAAGAUCGCAAGUUAUUUGCAUACAAGUCAUCCGUUUACGCUGUUACUUAGGAAUUCACGACAUUUACGAUGAAUGCUCUCAUUUUGGAGUUGUUCAAAAGAUUAUCUGCUUCGAAAAGAAAGGAAAAUAUGCUCUUUUACAGAUGGAAAACGUAGAUCAAGCUGCUCUUGUUCUCGCAAACCUUUCCAUUCCAAACAGAUACGCUCCAUCUUUUGAAUUACGUGUCCAAUACUCAAAGAAUACAAAUAUUGUUAUACAGUACAACAAUUCAAAGAGUUUCGACUUCACUGUUCCAGGAGCUCUUGAUGAAUUCGAGCUUUUAAGAGAAGGAUUAACAAAUGAAGUUCCAUACUUUGAGCCAGAGUCCUGCAACGAGAUCCCAAGAUCAUUUGACUUUGUUAGACCAGUACAGUUCGAUCCUGCCUAUGGAAAUUCAUUGACAGUUACCGGAUUACCAGCAAAUCAGGCAACUUUCGCUAGAAACAUCUUCCAACAGUACGGAGCUGUUCUCAAAGUCAAAGUGAUGACAAAACAGAACGAAGUAUUGACAUAUGUUCAGAUGAGAAAUGCUUUCUAUGCAAGACUCGCAAUGACAAAUAUAAAUGGAAUGGUUUUUAACGGUAAAAAAGUGACAGUAUAA